This is a messenger RNA of Balaenoptera musculus (blue whale), 4714 nucleotides long. It is a transcript of the gene MAPK14, whose product is annotated as mitogen-activated protein kinase 14. The record is from RefSeq and is a predicted model, not a curated record. Gene Ontology annotation, molecular function: ATP binding; MAP kinase activity. NCBI's taxonomy places the organism in Eukaryota, Metazoa, Chordata, Mammalia, Artiodactyla, Balaenopteridae. Gene Ontology annotation, cellular component: nucleus; cytoplasm. The transcript has 12 exons. Bases 872 to 1954 code for a protein of 360 amino acids. Gene Ontology annotation, biological process: protein phosphorylation; p38MAPK cascade.
AGAUUUCGUCAGAAUUCCGAAGAGUAAGCCGUGUAUGUCCUUGAGCAGAUGGGACUGCAACGGCUUUCUGGCCGGAACCUUUCUCUUUAUUAUGCAAGUAUUUCUUGGAAAUUGGGGGUUCUGCUGAGCAGGUGCUCGGCUGCUGGUGACUACCCGCAGUUCAAAGGUCUUUUGGGUCUUUUCCCGACACCUUGUUUGUCAAUGUCGCUUUCCACCAGGGAGCCAGGCGUUUGCCCCGCCGACCACGGUGGGGCGCACGCGGCAUGUGUUGUCUGCUUAUCCCCUCCUUCUCGAGUCCGCCUUGGCGCCCUUAAGAAGAGCAGUCCCUGGGAGUUCCUGCCUCUGGUGGCCAGCUGUUGCUCUCUUCUCGCGAGAAUUGCUCCUCCCAUCCUCUCCUCUCAUCAACCCCCUCCCUUGGGCAGGUUCCAUAUUGGGUAAAAUCUCGGCUCGCAGAGAGGCCCGGGAGCUGUUCUCGCGAGAGUACGGCGGGAGGCUCCUGUUCGCUGGCUGUGGAACGGCGACCACUGGAACCUCCGCGGGCGCUGCAGCUGGAGCCGUAGCCCCGCGGCGCAGCCGGGAAUCGGCCUGGUCUGGAGAGGGUGCAGCGAGAACGUGGCGGGCGCAGCCUUGAGCCCCUGAGCGUGCCCCUGCCCUUAGCCGGGCUCACCCCCGUCGCGGAGGCGCGUCCAGCCGCUGCGGCUGACAGGGGCCGCGCGCGCGGGAGUCGUCUGGGUCGCGGCGCUCACACCUGCGCGGGCGGCCAGCGCAGGGUCCCCGCCCGUCCGGCCGGGCGACGAGGUCGGGGAAGCGGGUGCGGGCGCAGGCGGGGCCCCGCAGGGCCACCUCCUCGCCCCGCGGCCACCGCUGGAAGAUGUCUCAGGAGAGGCCCACGUUCUACCGGCAGGAGCUGAACAAGACAAUCUGGGAGGUGCCCGAGCGUUACCAAAACCUGUCCCCGGUGGGCUCCGGCGCCUAUGGCUCCGUGUGUGCUGCUUUUGACACAAAAACUGGGUUACGUGUUGCAGUGAAGAAGUUAUCCAGACCAUUUCAGUCCAUUAUUCAUGCCAAAAGGACCUACAGAGAACUGCGGUUACUUAAACAUAUGAAACAUGAAAAUGUGAUUGGUCUGUUGGAUGUUUUCACACCUGCAAGGUCUCUGGAGGAAUUCAAUGAUGUGUACCUGGUGACCCAUCUCAUGGGGGCAGAUCUGAACAACAUUGUGAAAUGUCAGAAGCUUACGGAUGACCACGUUCAGUUCCUUAUCUACCAGAUUCUCCGAGGUCUCAAGUAUAUACAUUCAGCCGACAUAAUUCACAGGGACCUAAAACCUAGUAAUCUAGCUGUGAAUGAAGACUGUGAGCUGAAGAUCUUGGAUUUCGGACUGGCUCGACAUACAGAUGAUGAAAUGACAGGUUAUGUAGCCACUCGGUGGUACAGGGCUCCUGAGAUCAUGCUGAACUGGAUGCAUUACAACCAGACAGUUGAUAUUUGGUCAGUGGGAUGCAUAAUGGCCGAGCUGUUGACUGGAAGAACAUUGUUUCCUGGUACAGACCAUAUUAACCAGCUUCAGCAGAUUAUGCGUCUGACGGGGACUCCCCCUGCUUAUCUCAUUAACAGGAUGCCAAGCCAUGAGGCAAGAAACUACAUUCAGUCUUUGACCCAGAUGCCAAAGAUGAACUUUGCAAAUGUAUUUAUCGGUGCCAAUCCCUUGGCUGUCGACUUGCUGGAGAAGAUGCUUGUAUUGGACUCAGAUAAGAGAAUUACAGCAGCCCAAGCCCUUGCACAUGCCUACUUUGCCCAGUACCAUGAUCCUGAUGAUGAACCAGUGGCUGAUCCUUACGAUCAGUCUUUCGAAAGCAGGGACCUCCUUAUAGAUGAAUGGAAAAGCCUGACCUACGAUGAAGUCAUCAGCUUUGUGCCACCACCCCUUGACCAAGAAGAGAUGGAGUCUUGAGUAUCUGGUUUCUGUUCCGUUGAUCCCACUUCACUGUGAGGGGAAGGCCUUUUCAUGGGAACUCUCCAAAUAUCAUUCAAGUGCCUCUUGUUGCAAAGAUUUCCUCCAUGGUGGAAGGGGUGUGUGUGUGUGUUGUGUGUGUCUGACUUUGUGGAGGGUAAGAGAUGAUGAGCAAACUAUCACAGUGACUUUACGUGGAGUGACAGAUGCUCUGUGGCAGCCUCUGCUUGCUCUUGUUCGUGAGAGUCAGCUAGGCGGGCAAGAGCUGCCAUCUUGUAGGGUUUGUUAAAUGCAAAGUGAAAAAUAUUAAACAUCCCAGACCCCAGUCAUGAUUUUGACCUCUCCUGUGGCCCCACCUUGACGGAGGUUAGACUUGACCGCAUCCCACAGUGGCAUAGAGAGAAGGCUCACACCUUCUGGCUGCUUCACACCUGGAGCUGUCCCUCAGUGAUGCAUCAGCCAGAAAGGACCAACUGGCUUCUGUGCACUAGUCUGUGAUUAACUUGCUUAGUGUGAUUCUCAGAACUCAACAGCUGUACCUGAAACUAUAAAUAUGUCUGUGCCUUAAAAGGAGAGAAGAAAGUGUAGUUGGUUAGGAGAGUGCAGCGGAUGAAGUUCUGAGCCAGGCAAGUAGUCACGUUGUUGGACCGCCACUUGUGAACCCGAAGUGGCCAGGGAGCCUUCAGAGGCACCACGUGUGAGCGUGCGUAUAUGUGCUUCUCUCUCUUCCUCCCUCACGCCCACACCCCCACCCGGGUGUCUUUGCCAUUUCUCUGCAUACCCACCACCUUCAGUGCAGAGGUUUCUUAAGUACUGGCCCCAGUAGUCAGAAGCUGGUUCUUGCUCUCAGUGUACUUCCUGCGUGCUCUUUAUUCCUAGCAGAGUGAUGAUGUGUUUUGCACGUCUUGCUAUUUGAGCAUGCACGGUUGCUCGUCCUGUUCUCUUCGGGAGGCCCUGGUGCCAGGCAGGUUUGCCAGUGAAGACCUUGUGGGUAGUUCAGAAUCCACGUCACCUCAGCUGAUGCUAUGGGCAAGUGAUGUCAUCCUCUCUUCAGCCCCCAGUGCUAUUUUGUGUUGAACACAAGUGAUACUCCAGGUGCUUUUGAUGUGAAAACUAUGAAGAAAUGGAACAGAUGGAUGUAUAGCAUUUCCAUUCUUGCCAUCUGGUUUUCAACAGACUAUUUUUGGGGAGCCGUCAACCAGGAAAGAUCAGGGCUUGUCCCAGGAAUAUCUCAGACUUUGGAGAACAAGUCAUUCUCUUCACUCCCAAUAACCAAUGCUAAGAAAUGCUGAAAAUCAAAGUGAAAAAUAAAAGCUCAUGAGGCCAGAAACUCCUUUUGCUAUCUUUGUCUAAAUAUGGUUAUUUUUUAAAAAGAAAAGUAAUGAGGUGUCUUUUCCACCCUUCUUUGGAAAAGGGUCUUCUUGGCAGCUUAACAUUGACUUCUUGGUCUUGGUUUGUGGAGAAAUAAAUUUUGUUUCAGAAUUUUCUAUAUUGCAGGAAUCCAUUGAGAAUAUGAUUCCUUUUGAUGGGGAGAAAGGGCAAAUUAUUUUAGUAUUUUGUAUUUUCAACUUUAUAAAGAUGAAAUAUCCUCAGGGGUGGAGAAGAGUUGUUUUCAUAAUUUUCUGAAUUUCAGGCAUCUUGUGCUACAUAAGGGCCCAUGUAUUUAAACCUUUUGUGAAAGAAGAAAGCGUAGAGCCACUUCCAGUGUUGGCUGUGUGACAGAAUCUUGUAUUGGGGCCAAGGUGUUUCCAUUUCUCUGUCACAGUGCAGUGAUACCUGCACUCCAGAGGGACAGGGUAGGACCCCCAAGUGAACUGGAGCGAGAAGGAAGGAGGCAGCUGAUGGUGAUCACACCUCACCCGGGAGUCACCCGGAAUUCGCCCCCUCUUUAAAGGAAAAUGAACGCAGAGGCCUCAUCUCCUUUAUAUGCAGUUCAAAUCCUCGUGAUCCACAGCAGGAUGAAUUUUAUCAGCCAUGUUUUGUUGUAAAUGCUAGUGUGAUUUCCUACAGAAAUACUGCUCUGAAUAUUUUUUUCAUAAAGGUCUUUGCACAUGAGACCGUAUACGUGUUAAGAGGCUGAAUGCGCCAGGAGCCUGGACUCAGCUGGAGCCUGCCUGUGGAAGAGCUCCUUGGUUUCUGAGCAUAAUGCUCCCAUCUCCUGAUUUCUCUGAACAGAAAACGAAAGAGAGAAUGAGGGAAAAUUCUAUUUUAUUUGUACUCAUGAACUUGGCUGUAUUCAGUUAUGCCAUAUAGGAUGUCAUACAAUACCACUGGUUAAAAUAAAGCCUAUUUUUCAAAUUUAGUGAGUUUCUCAAAUUUAUUAUAUUUUUCUCUUGUUUUUAUUUAAUACACAAUAUAGCAUUAUAUCAAUUGUCUUUCAGCUGUGGCCUGGCAUAUGUUUCUGACAGAUCUUAAUAUUACUCCUAAAAUGUAGAAAACAUUUAUAGAGCUCCUUGCUUGUACAUUUUAUGGUUAAGCAGGUCAGAGUCUUUGAUGUGGAUGGCCAAAGCAAAGAGCAAAUAAAUAAGGUAUAACACUACAGGCUACACUUGGGUGUCAGAGUGUCCUAGGACAGGGGUCAGCACACUAUGGCCCAGGGACCAAAUCCAGUCUACCACCUGUUUGUGUAGCCCACUAAAAGUGGUUUUUACCUUUUUAAAUGCUUGAAGUCAAAAGAAGAACAGUAUUUUUGUAGCAUGUGAAAAAUAAUGUAAAACUCAAAUUUCAGUGCCCAUAAAUAAAAGUUGUAUCAGAACACAA